AUGGCCAGACAAAGAAUAGAAGAAGACGUUGACUUGGACGAAGUUGAUGCUUUCAACGCCAAUAGAGAAAAGAUCUUCUUAGAUCAAGCUGGAGAAUAUGCAAACCAGCAGUAUUCUGAUGAAUCCUCAGAAGAAGAAGUGAUGGCUGUAGAAGAAGAAGAUAGUGAUAGCGAUGAAGAAGAACAAGAUGAUGAAGAAGGAAUGGAAGAUGAUGAUGAUGACAACGAACUUGAAGAAGGUGAAGAAGAAGCAGACGAAGAGAAAGGCUGGGGUGGGAAAAAGAGUUACUAUGGUGGUGAUGAAGUCAGUGAUGAUGAAGACAUGAAGCAAAUGACUGAAGAAGCCUUGAGACAGCAAAAGAAACAUUUGAAUGAGUUGGCCAUGGAUGAUUAUAUUGAUGAAGAUAUGAUGCAAGAUUGGCAAAAGACUGCUGAAGCAUAUGAAGAAAAAGAUACCACUCGUUUACAUAUUGCUACUGAUACUUCCAUAGACAAGAUGGAUGCAUCGGAGCAACAAAAUUUACUUAAACAUUCAUUCCCAGAGUUCACUCCUUUGUUGAAAGAAUUAAACCAGCUUAAACCAAAGUUGGAAUCGUUCUUAUCAAGAGAACAAAAUCCAUUGAUUGAAGUCAAAGUAGUGGCUUUAUCGGCAUAUUUGGGUGCUAUAACAUCAUACUUUGCUAUAUUUGUAGAUAAUUUGAAAACUGGUGACCAAUUUACCUCGAUGAAGGAUGAACCUAUUAUGGAAUCUAUAUUGAGUUCCAGAGAAGUGUGGAGACAAGCAAAUGAGCUACCUGAAGAAGUCAAGGAAACUGCACAUGCUGACAAUUCAUUCUCAAGUGACGAUGAAGAACAAUUUGUUGAUGCUAAGGAAAACUACAGUGAUGAAGAUGAAGAAAUUGAAGACGAAGAGGAAGCCGAAGAAGAAGCCGAAGAAGAAGUCGAAGAAAACGGAUUGGCAAUUGACGUUACCAAACAAAGAAAUAUUAAACACGCAUCCAGACAUAACGCAGACGACUUUGCAGAAUCUGCUGAAAUUGAAGAUGUCGACUUGGAAGAUAAAAAACGUCGUAAAAAGACAUUACGUUUCUAUACUUCCAAGAUUGACCAAGCUGUUGCUAAACAAAACAAAACCUUUUCUGGAGAUAUGGAUAUUCCUUAUAAGGAACGUUUAUUUGAAAGACAACAACGUUUAGUUGAAGAAGCAAGAAAGAGAGGAUUGGCACAAUCAGAAGAUGUUGGCGAAUCUGGAGGAGAAUCCGGUGAUGAUUUUGCUCAAGGUGAAGAGGAUGAUUACUAUGAUUCUAUCAAACAAAGCAAAAUUAGCAAGAAGGAAUCACGUAAAUCAGCUCAUGAGGCUGCAGUCAAGGCUGCUAAAGAAGGUAAGUUGGCAGAAUUACAAGAAGAAGUCGGUAAUGACGGUAAGCGUGCGAUUAAUUAUCAAAUUCUUAAGAAUAAGGGUCUUACUCCACAUAGAAAGAAGGAAUACAGAAAUUCCAGAGUUAAAAAGAGAAAGCAAUACGAAAAGGCACAAAAGAAACUUAAAUCCGUUAGACAAGUUUACGAUUCUAAUAAAGGUCCUUAUGAAGGAGAAAAGACUGGUAUUAAAAAGGGAUUAUCAAGAUCGGUCAAAUUGGUAUAG
This is a messenger RNA of Spathaspora passalidarum NRRL Y-27907, 1641 nucleotides long. It is a transcript of the gene SAS10, whose product is annotated as rRNA-processing protein. The record is from RefSeq and is a predicted model, not a curated record. Lineage: Eukaryota; Fungi; Ascomycota; Pichiomycetes; Serinales; Debaryomycetaceae. Bases 1 to 1641 code for a protein of 546 amino acids. Gene Ontology annotation, cellular component: nucleolus; small-subunit processome. The transcript has a single exon. Gene Ontology annotation, biological process: maturation of SSU-rRNA from tricistronic rRNA transcript (SSU-rRNA, 5.8S rRNA, LSU-rRNA).